This is a messenger RNA of Knipowitschia caucasica, 402 nucleotides long. The record is from the annotation of a GenBank genome assembly. NCBI's taxonomy places the organism in Eukaryota, Metazoa, Chordata, Actinopteri, Gobiiformes, Gobiidae.
AUGGAAUCGUCCCUCUUACAUUUCCUUCGCCAGCGGAAUAUUGGUGAAGCUCUAAUCUCCGAAUUGGAAAAGGACAAAAUUGAUACUGCUGUGAUCCCUCUCAUGUCAGACCAUGAUCUGGAAAAAUAUGUACCACAAUUUGGGGACAGAGUGGCCUUGGUGGCUUUCUGCAGAAGAAAUCAACCAGCAAACAACAAAGCAAUAGACAGAAAACACCUGCUGGAAAAAGAAGCCACCAUCGAACAUCCCCUGGUCUCGAACCUCACCAAGAAGCUGGAUCCAGUACUCUAUACCUUCUUUCCGAAGUAUGCCCCACCAACUUUCAAUGCGUUGGUUAGCUGUACUAACUCCGGCGAUGUAGCUUUGUUCACCAGACAACCUGUCUGUGUGGUUUGCGCGUAA